AUGGACGUUAACGUGGACCAUCCUCGCCCGAUAGUUACUAUAUUCAGCAUCACCCAGGACUGUCGCCACCUGCUACAACGAUGUGCACGUGAUGAACAGCUUACUGGAAUACAUUGGGCUCAGAACCGCUUGAGCGACUUCAAUCUAUGGGAUGCGGGCGUUGGUGCGAGCGCAAAAGAGCAACACUCACUUGAAACCCGUCUGCGCGACGAUGAUGCAGCAACAAAAUUUGUCAUUAGUUCUCUCAGU
Bipolaris zeicola 26-R-13 is the source of this 249-nucleotide messenger RNA. RefSeq lists its product as uncharacterized. The annotation marks the transcript as partial. NCBI's taxonomy places the organism in Eukaryota, Fungi, Ascomycota, Dothideomycetes, Pleosporales, Pleosporaceae. The transcript has a single exon. The record is from RefSeq and is a predicted model, not a curated record.